AUGCCACUCAAGGUCAUAUUCCUGAUGGCGGAUGACGGCCAUGACCCCACGGAAACUGCUAUUCCGUGGAAGGUCUUCCAGGAUGCCGGCUUCGAUAUCCAUUUCGCCACCGAAGAUGGCAAUACACCCAAGUGCGAUGAGAAAAUGCUCUCUGGCUGGACCGGAGCCUUGCUCGGGGCGAACAAGGCCGCAAAAGGGGCGUACCAAGAUUUGUCAAGCACGUGUAAAGCGUUCAAGAAGCCUCUGGCCUGGAAGGACCCCGCGUUCAGCCUAGACAACUACGAUCUUGUCUUCCUUCCCGGCGGCCACGAGAAGAGCGUUAGGCAGAUCAUGGACUCGACACGCGUCCAUGCACUGCUCGCCAGCUACUUCCCCAAGACGAGAAAGCCGUCUCCAAAGUCCCUGGUGGCGAUCUGCCACGGCGUCCAGGUAUUGGCCAUGGCUUCAACGAGUGAUGGGAAAAGCGUGAUGCAUGAUGCCAUCACCACCGCUUUGCCGGCCUAUAUGGAGGAGAGCAUUUAUCACGCCACCAAACUGUUCCUCGGCGCCUACUACAAAACCUACGGGGCUGGCACUGACUCUGUGGAGGAAGUUGUGAAGAAGAGGCUGGACGACAGGGCACAAUUCAAGAACAGCAAGAGCCCAAGCCCUUUUGUUGUUGAGGAUCCCAACUAUAAUUACUUGUCGGCGAGGUUUCCGCCCGAUUCAGAAGCACUUGCGAAGCGGGCUGUGAGUCUGGUAAGAGAGGUUGCGCAAUCUACCUGA
Fonsecaea multimorphosa CBS 102226 is the source of this 765-nucleotide messenger RNA. RefSeq lists its product as uncharacterized. The transcript has 3 exons. The coding region runs from base 1 to 765 and encodes 254 amino acids. The record is from RefSeq and is a predicted model, not a curated record. NCBI's taxonomy places the organism in Eukaryota, Fungi, Ascomycota, Eurotiomycetes, Chaetothyriales, Herpotrichiellaceae.